Ambispora leptoticha is the source of this 5148-nucleotide messenger RNA. Lineage: Eukaryota; Fungi; Glomeromycota; Glomeromycetes; Archaeosporales; Ambisporaceae. The record is from the annotation of a GenBank genome assembly.
AUGGAAGACAAUUCUCUUAUUGAACUGUUCGAAGAACUUACGGAUUCUGAAAACGACGACGAGAAACUGCACAUUUUGGUGAAAAGAUGUUGCACUGCAUCGAGUAGCGAGCUCGAAGAUUUCAUCAAUGAACUGUCGGAACUUUCGUGCUACUCUUUCGAAUUAUAUAUACCGUUCUUGAAAGCUUUCCUUUCCCAAUUAUUGAAGUAUUCAAAACGUCCCACUUUGCUAACGAAAUAUACUUCAGCGUUUCAAAAAUUUCCUUCUCUUUUAAUUAAGUAUGUAGUUAUGCAAAACCUUCAUCAAUGUGAUAUUCCGGGAUUUGGAGAAUUAUUUGAUCACUGCCUUGAGCUUCUUUGGCAAGCUCAGAAUAAGAUUACUAUUCAGACGACUAAAGAUAUUUUAGACAAAAUCCUGGAUUCGGACAGUAUCCUAAGGGUUUUGGUAUCAAGGUCGCAUGGUCGUCAUUGUCUUAAACGUGUCAUGUCUGAAUUGAGCAAAAAUAAUAGGAUAACAGAGAAAGAAACAUUAUUGAAGGCGGUAGAUAUGGUUGCGGCCAUUGUGGAAGAAUGUUCCGAACAUAAGAAUAUUUCACCUUGGCUGUCGGAGGCAUUAUCUGUAUAUAAAGCUUGUAGUGCAUUGUUAGAUAAAUUCCGCCUGAAUGAAUGUUUGUGCGACAACGAUGAAUCACAUUUCACACUGUUGGGAAUGUCAGUGCCCAAAAACUCACCGGAUGUUCACUAUAUGCACGCGUUUGAACAACGAAAAUUAAAUUUAUUUCAAGCUUUAAUAAAAUUUUCGCCAUGUAUAAGUUGUCAGAAACAAGCUCUCAUCCGUUUUUCCCCUGACAAAUACUCUUCAUACGUGGAAGAGGAGCUAACAAAUUUUCAAAACUCAAAACUCGUCUUUCGCCUACCAUUUGAGCUUGAUGAAGAUGAUAAACUUGGGCCUUGGAAUAUCCUGAUAAGUGAAGACGCAAUAAAGGAUAUGGCUCAUUUGAAAAUACCACAGAAUUUGCAGAAGAUUAAAGCUGUCUUGAAAAAACUUGGGAAUAUAUCUUUUGGAGCUUGGGACAAGCUCGAGCUGAAACUUAUAAUUCCAUCUCUUUCAAUCCAUGUUUAUGAAACAGAGCCUCAUGAUCACAGCGGUCUAAAGAUCCUUUUGCAAGUUAAUUAUAGUCCUUUUAUCGAUAACUACCCGUUUAGUAAACUCGUGAAAGUUUGGGCUGUCACUACCGACCAAGAACGUAUUGACAAACUACUAGAAUAUCUUGCGAUGCUCCAUCAAGUAUAUACAAUAUGCCGUUGUACUAUUCAACAGGUUGAUGAAAAACUCAAAUCCACUGAGAAAGAGCCUUGCAGUUGUCAAAUAGAUGAUGAGAUACUGUUAGAAAUCCACAAAAUGCUUGUUGCUGGUAAAUUUAUUCCAUUAUCAAAGCGCUUGCUUAAGCCACUGGUGAUGCGUAGAACCGACUUCACUUUUCAGGUAUCAGAGAUAGAGUAUGAUAUCAUCAACAAUCACAACUCAGCUAUCAUAAUUGGUCGAUCAGGUACAGGCAAGACCACAUGCAUAAUGUAUCGACUAAUCGCCUCCUAUCUCAACAAUUCAUAUUAUACAUACGACGAUAUGCCAAUCACAUACAAAAGGCAAGUCUUCAUUACAGUGAGCCACCAUCUAUGUCGUCGGAUUAAGGAAUGCUUUAAAAGGCUGCAAAAAUCUGCGGCGCUUGCCGAGAGAAAGAUGUCGGAAGCUCAAUUCUAUGAGUACGCUAAAAAGAGAGAAGAGGAAGAUUUUGAUAAUGACUUAGUUGAUAAUAAUAUGGUUGAAGAAGAUGAAGACAAUGAUCUAAAUGACAUACCAAACUCAUUCUAUCAUUUGACAAAAGACCAUUUUCCAUUAUAUUGGGAACGUUUCAAUGAUAAAAAGCUGGAUCAUGAGCUGGUCUACUCCGAAUUCUCUAUUAUUAAGGGAUCGAAUUCCGAAGGAAAGUAUUUAUCAAGGGAAGAGUAUCAGGCUAUAAGCACUAAAAAAUAUCCUGUAUUUUGCCACAUCCGGGAUAAAAUUUACGAUUUGUUUCAGCGAUAUGAAAAAAUGAAAGCACGUAAUGGUGAUUAUGACUUGAUAGAUCGAACGAUAGCUAUUUUACGUUGUGCUAUGAAAAAAACAUUCAGAGGUUCGCACAUUCAUGAAGUAUACAUUGAUGAAUGCCAAGACAACCAGAUCGCUGAUUUUGGCCUUAUCUUGAAAAUCUUUGAUCGCGUUGAUAGCAUUUUUUUGGCCGGAGAUACAGCACAAUGUAUAGCCAAAGGCUCUUCUUUUCGAUUUGAGGAUAUACGCGCCUUGAUGCAUAAAUGGGAACUCGAACGAAUUCAAACUAAUAAUAAUAUCUUUCGUGAUACUAUGGAACCAAAUCGAUUUGAGUUAAACGUUAACUAUCGUUCUCAUAAUGGAAUCCUUCGACUUGCUGCAUCAAUAAUUGAUCUCAUUUUGGAGUUUUUUCCUAAAACUAUUGACCGUUUGUCACGUGAACGUAGUGAGGUUGGCGGUCCUCAGCCUAUUGUUUUUAAAGGGUUUCAGUCCGAAACUUUUCACCUUAAGCUCUUUUCUGCCGGUGAAAAUCCUGAAAAUUAUAUCGAGUUCGGAGCCGAACAAGUCAUUAUCGUACGUGACGAAAAUUCGAAAUCACGAGUCGAGGAUCUAAUUGGAAAGAAGGGGCUAGUGUUGACAGUGUUUGAAGCGAAGGGAAUGGAGUUUAAUGACGUGUUGUUAUAUAAUUUCUUUACUGAUUCGCCUGGCGGUCUAAAGUGGCGCGUUAUUCUCUCUGCUUUGGGAAACCAAUCUGAAGGAGUUCAAACAUUUUCUCACGAGAAACAUUACAUCCUUUCCUCUGAAUUGAAGCAUCUUUAUGUUGCAGUCACCAGGGCGCGGCAACACAUUUGGAUAUUCGACGAGAAUGAUCAAUAUAUUGAACCAAUCUGCAAAUACUGGGAACGAAAUGGGUUAGUCAAAGUGAUCCAUAGUGAGGAUGAGACCAACUCUUUCCCUACGUUGGCUAGAACGAGCAGUUCAGCAGAAUGGAAUCGAGAGGGGAAUAAAUUUUUCGAAUCACGAAAAUAUAAACAGGCUAUUUUUUGCUACGAAAAGAGUGGUAAUGACGAAAAACUUGCGCGAGCUAAGGCUUAUCAUCUUCGACAAAAAGCAAGAGCCUCUAUAAAUGAUUCCGAUUGGGACACAGUGAUUUUAAAUUUUUAUCGUGCAGCUGAUGCAUUUCGAGAAUGUUCUCGGCCGAUACAAGAGGCUUCAUGCUAUGAGGAUAUCAACAUGUAUGAAAAAGCUGCUGAAAUUUACCUUGGAGGAAGCAUGUUUGAGCACGCCGCAUGUUGUUAUCUUAAGAUUUCUAAUUUUGAAUAUGCGGGAAAGUAUUUUGAAAUGGCGAGUAAGUACACCGAAGCUGUUCUUGCUUAUAAAGAUGGUCGAUAUUAUGAAAACGUCCUUAAUCUGAUGCAAAGUCACAGAGAAAAAAUUGACAAGAAAAUAUUUAACCGUAUAAUACGUCUUGUUAAUAUUCAUUACCGCCGGGUGAACAACAAAAAAAUGAGCGAGAAAGCUUUAUCCGUUCUUCCAACCCAGGAGGAACAAAAUAAUCUCCUUCGAGAUCAUGCUCCUGAAGAACUUCAGGAGAUAUACAAAAAAAAUGGAAAAUUUCGUGACGCUGCUGAAGACUUACGUUUUCGUGGAAAGUUUAAUGAAGCGAUUGAUACAUUCCUUCAAUCUGACAAUGAUGAGGAUAUCAUAGAGGCUUUACAAUGUUGCCUCUAUUUAUGUAGAGUCAAAGUAUUGAAAAUAACAAUGAUAAAUUUCGGAAGACUAAAUGAUUCUCCUGAAGAUUUAAUUGAUCUAAAUGACCAACUUUCUAAGGCCAUCAAUAUCGAUACACAGUCACUAAAGAGAUCUGAAGAAUUGAGAAACCUAGGAGAAGAGCUCCGAUUAUAUUCGGCUUAUCUGAAUUCGGAUCUUGAUGGAAUUCGCAAGUUUAUGAAAUUGUUCAGAAGUCGUGAAGACCGCGUCAACGAGUUUCGUGCGGUAACCAUAUGGCUGGAUAUGUCGAAAGAUAAAAUUAAGGCUGAGAACUGGCGGGAAAGAUUGCAUUGUCUAUUGAGAAUAUGUGAAUUGGCCUUUCCUUUUUUAGCUCCUCGAGGAAAUGAAAAUCUUACAAAAAUUAACAAAGAAUUUCAGAAUGUUUUCGUUGUAAACGAAGUUGAGAAUCGUCCACAAAAACGAAAAAUAUCUUCUGACAAUCACCUUAUUCAUCUGCUAAAUCAAACUAAUGCAGAAAUCUCGGAAAAUUGGGAUGAGGCUAAUCUAUAUGGUAGACAAAUUCAAGAUAUAAGUUCUAAAAUCUGUUUCAAUUUUACAUCCUGUACAAAUCAAUAUUGUCGAAAGCAUCAUGUUGUUCCAACACCUUCAAUUUUGCUCAAACGUUUUGAACUUGCUUGCCUUCAGAUCGAUGUAAUGCAACAAUUAAACGUAUUAUAUUCUCGCCGUCUUCUUAAAGAACAACAAAGUAAAACGGUUUGUGGAGCACAAAGGUGGUGGGCUGAAAGACUUGUGAGAUUUCAUAUUCGUUAUCAAUCUCCUCAAACAAGCUGUCCAGAAGUCACUUACACAAUGCUUGCCAAGCUUUCUAAGCACACACGUUCUAGAUUAAUUAAUCUCUGUCAGGUUUUGCUUUCUGAAAUGCAUGAGAAUGACUUUGACUUUUCGAUCAUGUUAAAAUGCAUUCUUGUUCUUCACCAAUUACGAGAUUAUUGGUGGAUUGAUGAAUUCAAUUGGAAAAUGUCACGGAGAAUAACACUAAGACACCGUAAGCAGUUACCCAUCGGUUAUGCUUACUACCAUAGAUAUGAAGCUGUUCCUGUUGGAGAAAAACUUACAAAAUUCUUCUCAAAUCUCUAUGCUAAUCGCGUGUUAGAUGCGAUUCAGCACAUAGAAAUUUUUAUUCAAUACGCUAUCAACAAUGCUAAACUAGUCAAAAUCAAUACACCUGAUGCAUUUUGUGACCUUAUAUCUCUUAUGGAGUUCAAAACAUCUUUAGUUUUUGCGGCUGCUCCUGGUAUUGCGAUUUUUGUCUUCCUCGAGCUUAUUUGA